Messenger RNA from Sphaerulina musiva SO2202, 942 nucleotides. RefSeq names its product pre-mRNA-splicing factor cwc24. The transcript has a single exon. NCBI's taxonomy places the organism in Eukaryota, Fungi, Ascomycota, Dothideomycetes, Mycosphaerellales, Mycosphaerellaceae. The record is from RefSeq and is a predicted model, not a curated record. Gene Ontology annotation, biological process: snoRNA splicing. Gene Ontology annotation, molecular function: metal ion binding. Gene Ontology annotation, cellular component: U2-type spliceosomal complex. The coding region runs from base 1 to 942 and encodes 313 amino acids.
AUGGCAGACACCACUCCACCACCGCCCGUCUUCAAAAAGCGCGCCAAGACUGCCAACAUUCGCAAACGACCCGCGACGCCUCCGCCCGAAGACGACCUCUCAGAGGACUCCGACUACACUGACGAUGAGCAGGGCGCACGAAUCAAGCGUCGCAAAAAGGAAGGGGUCAACAUCACCGCAGAAGCUGCCACGCGAGACGUCGUCACGAGCAAAUACACCGCUUUCCAAGCAGAUCGCUCCACCACCUUUUCCGCCAACGACGAUGCCACCAAGGCCUCCAACUGGUACACAGAUGCCGCUCUGGCUGCGAAAGAUGGCUCGAACUCAAAGCCUGCCACUGAAACUGUAGUGCCUGAAGCUACCGAUGGCACAUAUCAAGGCACAGCAAAGUACUCCACAUUCAUCCAAAAGAAUCCCGAAAAGAAGCAGUUGGGACCGCAGAAAGCUCCCACCAAUGUGCGCGCCAUCACCGUUACGGACUUCGCCCCAGACGUGUGCAAGGACUAUAAGCAAACAGGAUUCUGCGGUUUUGGGGAUAGCUGCAAGUUCUUGCACGCUCGAGAAGACUACAAGCAAGGCUGGCAGCUUGACAAAGAGUGGGAAAAGGCUGGCAAGAAGGACAAGAAACCCGGUGCUGGAACAGAUCCAAAUACGGAAGGCAUGGACGACGAAGAAAAGAUGCUCAUGGAGAUUCCUUUUGCUUGCAUUAUCUGCAAGGAAAGUUACAAGAAUCCUGUCGUGACGAAGUGUGGCCACUACUUUUGCGAAAAGUGCGCCAUGACGAGGUACAUGAAGCAUAAGAAGAAACAAUGCGCCAACUGCGGAUCGGACACGCAAGGGAGCUUUGGUGUGGCGAAGAAGUUGAAGGAUCUGCUGGCCAAGAAGAAACUACGCGAGCAGGAGAGGGCGGAAAAGGAGGUCAAUGAAGCUGGUGGUGACUGA